Molecule: messenger RNA, 783 nt
Organism: Cryptomeria japonica (Japanese cedar)
Lineage: Eukaryota; Viridiplantae; Streptophyta; Pinopsida; Cupressales; Cupressaceae
Exons: 1
Coding region: 1-783 (260 amino acids)
Molecular function (GO): nucleic acid binding; RNA-DNA hybrid ribonuclease activity
Source: RefSeq, a predicted model, not a curated record
AUGGAUUGGUCCCAAGCCACAAUUCCUGUUGGAAAGCAGCGAGUCAUCUUGCAACCUGAACCAAAGUCCAAAUUCACUGUUUUCCCAUUUGGUGACCCUAAGGCCCAGAUUUUGUACCAUUAUUAUCAAUUUGGGAACUACAUGAUUCUAUCUGACAGUGAAGUGGAUGGGUAUUCAUCCCAAAAUGAAGAAAAAGAAGGCCUAUGGCUAAUGGAGUUUGAUGGCAGUUGUGUAACAUCUAGAUCUGGCACAGGAGUUGUGUUGAUACCACCUUCUGGCAAUCCUAUUCCUUUUUCUUUUAAACUAGAGUUCAAAAACACCAACAAUACAGUGGAGUAUGAGGCCUUAUUGUUAGGCUUAGUUGUAGUUAAUAGGUUGGGGGUUAAGAUCCUGUGGGUUAAAGGAGAUGUUGAACUAAUUGUUAAGCAGGCUAGGGGAUUGUUUAGGGUCAAGAAUGAAAGGUUGAAGCACUAUCAAAAUAGAGUUUGGGAUGAAAUCGAAGGUUUCGAUGCAUUUUCCAUUGAGGCAAUACCUAGGGAAUUGAACUCAAAAGUAGAUUCAUUGGCAGUCUCAAUUUCAUUGCUUGUCCCACAUCCUGAAUUUGUUGAAGAAACUUACAGAAUAGAGUUGAUAUAUCGGCCCAGUGUUUCAGAUAAUUCUGACUCAUGGAAGGUAUUUGAGAAUCAUAAACAGAUAAAUAAUUUAAUGCAAAGUUUGGAUAUGUUUUAUGCCAUGUAUUUUGAAGGCUCUGAUGUAGAAUGCAAAGAAUUUUCACCUGAAUGA